CACUGGCUGCUCCGGGUCCCGCUACAAGAUGGCGGCGGAGGGGAGGGCGCGGCGGAGGCGGGACGGUAGCAGGAAGCGGACCGCUCUCCGGUGCCCCCAGCCCCUGACCUCGCACGCAGCGCCCGCCGCGGGCCAGGCGCGCCCCCGCCCGCUGUGAAGAUGCGGCCGCAGCCCCGCGCAGCGCACGGCGUCGCUGGAGAGGCGCGAGAGGCCCGCGAGCCGACCCGCAAUUGUAAGUAACUCGGCGGCGCCCACGGACCGUCGCCCGCCCGCGGGAGCGGGCCCUGCUGCGCUGCGCCUCCGGCCCGGCGAGGGAUCGCCGCCCCCGCCAGCGCGCCGCUGGGCAUCGCGUCUCCGCGGCCGCCGAAGCGCCCCGGCUCGGCCUGGACCAGCUCAGCGCGCCGCCCGGCGCACACGCCUCUUGGUGCACCAGGCGCUCUCGGACUGUGCGUUAGGCUGGUGUCAUUUCUUUUUGAUGCUCAUUGCCUGUGCUGAGAAAUGGCCAAUGAGAAUCACGGCAGCCCUGGGGAGGAAGCUUCUCUGAUGAGUCACUCACCUGGUACCUCUAACCAGAACCAGCCCAGCUCCCCGAAACCCAUCCGACUGGUGCAGGACCUGCCAGAUGAGCUGGUGCAGGCUGGCUGGGAGAAGUGCUGGAGUAAACGGGAGAAUCGCCCUUACUACUUCAACCGUUUCACCAACCAGUCACUGUGGGAGAUGCCUGUCCUGGGACAGCAUGAUGUCAUUUCGGAUCCUCUGGGAUUGAAUGCUGCUCCAAUGCCUGUGGAAGGAGGAGUGGUGGAAACCACUCCGGAGAGCAAGCCAAGGAAGAGAAGACUCUCUGAGGAAGUUCAGCCCAGUGGUAAUAGUGUGAAGAAAGCUAAGGUGGAUGUUCCAGGGAACACGACUGCCCAGCCAGUCCCCAGUUCUCCCAGUAUUCCAGGAACCCCUGUUUUAAAGAUAUGUGGUAUUACACCCGAAGAUAAACAACAGGCAGCUCUUUUACGACCAACUGAAGUAUACUGGGACCUGGAUAUCCAAACAAAUGCCGUGAUUCAGCAGAGGGCACCGUCUGAAGUGCUACCUCUGCACCCCGAGGUGGAGCUGCUUCGAUCCCAGCUCAUGCUGAAGCUGCGGCAGCAUUACCGGGAGCUCUGCCAGCAGCGAGAGGGGAUUGACCCUCCACGGGAAUCCUUUAAUCGCUGGAUGUUGGAGCGGAAGGUAGUGGAUAAAGGGACAGACCCUCUGUUACCAAGCAACUGUGAGCCAGUAGUCUCUCCUUCCAUGUUUAGAGAAAUCAUGAAUGACAUUCCCAUCAGAUUAUCCCGAAUCAAGUUCCGUGAGGAAGCCAAGCGACUCCUAUUCAAAUAUGCCGAGGCUGCAAAACGGCUUAUUGAAUCCAGGAGUGCAUCACCAGACAGUAGGAAAGUUGUGAAAUGGAAUGUGGAGGACACCUUCAGCUGGCUGCGACGGGACCAUUCAGCCUCUAAGGAGGACUACAUGGACCGCCUAGAGCACUUACGUAAGCAGUGUGGGCCCCAUGUGUCUGCUGCAGCCAAGGACUCUGUUGAAGGCAUUUGCAGUAAGAUUUACCACAUAUCGCUCGAAUAUGUCAAGCGGAUCCGGGAAAAGCAUCUUGCCGUCCUCAAGGAGCACAAUAUAUCUGCCGAGGUAGAAGCACCAGAGGUCCAGGAUCGGCUUGUAUACUGUUACCCAGUGAGACUGGCCAUCCCUUCCCCACCAGUCCCCAAUGUAGAAAUGCACGUGGAGAACAAUGUCGCAUGUGUUCGGUACAAGGGGGAGAUGGUGAAAGUGAGCCGCAGCUACUUCAGCAAGCUGUGGCUUCUCUAUCGGUACAGUUGCAUUGACGACUCUGGCUGCGAGAGGUUUCUGCCCAGGGUUUGGUGCCUUCUCCGUCGAUACCAGAUGAUGUUUGGUGUUGGUCUGUAUGAAGGAACUGGCCUGCAGGGGGCACUCCCGGUGCAUGUCUUUGAAGCCCUCCACAAACUCUUUGGAGUGAGUUUUGAAUGCUUUGCCUCGCCCCUGAACUGCUAUUUUAAACAGUACUGUUCGGCCUUCCUGGACACAGAUGGGUAUUUUGGAUCCAGGGGCCCAUUCCUGGAUUUCUUUCCCAUAAGUGGCUCUUUUGAGGCAAAUCCUCCGUUCUGUGAGGAACUGAUGGACGCCAUGGUCUCUCACUUUGAGAAACUGCUGGAGAGCUCCAAUGAGCCCCUCUCCUUCAUUGUCUUCAUCCCUGAGUGGAGAGACCCUCCGACGCCAGCCCUGACCCGCAUGGAGCAGAGCAAGUUCAAGCGGCACCAACUCAUCCUGUCAGCCUUCGAUCAUGAGUACCGCAGCGGGUCUCAGCAUAUCUGCAAAAAAGAGGAGAUGUACUACAAAGCCGUGCACAACACUGCUGUCAUCUUCCUACAAAACAACGCAGGCUUCACCAAGUGGGAGCCCACGCCAGAGCGGCUGCAGGAGCUCGUCACAGCCUAUAAGCACUCGGGACGGACCCUCAGUUCCACAGGUUCCUCCUCCUCCUCCUCCUCUUCUUCCUCAACUGCAGAUAAAGAUCGGGAGACGGGCCGAGAGCAAAGCACCAGCCGGGAGACCAAUGCCAAUUAAUCUGCAGAGGGCAGUGUGCGGGGACAGACGCCAGGGGCGAAGUUCUUAGGGACAUUAAAAACCAGCAUUACAGCUCCCCUUGGUGUCGGUGCUCUUCCUCAUCUGUGGGGCCUGGGACUGUCCGUGGGAGGCCAGGCCUGCCCUGUCUGCCCUCAGAUUGACUGCCUUCUCCUGUGCCCCUGGACUGGGUGAACUCUAGGAAAAUGAUCAUCACUUUGAAUCUGUUUGUCUGCAGUGUUUGUGGGUUGAGUUGGGCAGAGUUGAGUGCCGCAUCACUAAAACACUAUAUCCAAAAUGUCUGGGAGUUAAAUAAAACCAUUCCAAUGAUAGAUAGCAGAGACUCCCAUGCAUAGGCAAGGGAAAAGAGACCCUUUUGCUGAGAUUAAAAAUGGCACGUAACUGAGAGGGAGAGAUGGUAGGCACUCUAAUACGUAGGUUAUAGGCUCCUUAGAACUACCACAGAGAGGCGUUCACUCCAGUAAUAGAAAGAAUGUUUAAGAGGACAUGGAGGCGGGGAGGUGUCAGCGUUCUCUUAGUGAAGUCAGGAGCAGGGCAAAUUUGAACUGGCUCUUAGAAUAAUGGGGGAAUCAGUUAAUGGUGCUGAGGAUUGUGGGUGACAUGAGCUCACUUCUUUGUAUUUGAGGAGAAGGGGGCAGAAGCACCCUGCAUAUGCUGGAUUCUGAGGUACUGGGACUUGCAGAGGUCUUGGAAGAGGGAAUUGCUAUAAUCCAGGCAAGAGGAGGAGAGGCCUGGAUGCAGUGCAGUUGAGACCAUUGUGAAUGAGAUCCUGUUACGCCAUUGUACAAAUGUAGGUGAAUAUGAUGCCAGGACUGGAGACAGUGGCAAGCCAGAGGUAUAUGAGACGGUGGAGUUGGCUUGGGGAGGCACCUCCUGCCCAAGAGCAGCUCUUUGGAGUUUGGAACAUUCAACUGAAAUGAGAUAAAGCCACAGAUAUGUUGGUCAGAGAGGCCUAGAGGGCAGUAAGGGAGGAUUUAUAGAUUGGUAAGGCUAGGAAGGGCCAUUGUGUUUUUAUCUAAUUUUGAUUUUCUGUAUAAUCCUGCCUUUUUCUACAUUAAACCCAUAACUGCUGGCUCA
This is a messenger RNA of Caretta caretta (loggerhead turtle), 3723 nucleotides long. The record is from RefSeq and is a predicted model, not a curated record. NCBI's taxonomy places the organism in Eukaryota, Metazoa, Chordata, Testudines, Cheloniidae.